CACCUCAAACAUGCUCCUCACAGGCGGGGAGUGUUAGCCUGCGUCAGUCCUCCUCCUCCGGACUUUGGAGAAAGCGGGAGAGCAGAGAGUCAGCAGCGCCAGAGCAGUGCGCCUCUCCAGGGGGAAGUGAAGCAGUUUUUACCAGCGACUCUGAUCGGAUAUCCCUCUGUGUAUUCACCCGUGACCAGUGGGUCUGCGAGGCUCUCCUGCAACCAUGGGGGACGUUGUUUCCGCUCACCUGGAUGAGAGCAGAAAGCAGAUGAUUACAGAUAGGACCAGAGGUGUGAUGAAAGAGUUCAGUGAUGUGUACGAGCAGCAGUAUGCGGUCGCUCUUUUCAACAGUGUGCGCUUUGAGAUAGAAGGAGGAAGAGGAACACAGUCUCAGCUGCUUCACAGAAAGGACCCUCUGGCAGGCCGAUCCAUCUUCUCCGGGAAUCUGUUUCAACAUCUGGAGGAGAAUCGCAAGUUCAGGAAUCGCUUUGUAUCUGUACCAAACAGCUACAAAAUCAGCCUCUAUGAGAGCAAAGCUGCACAUGAUCGAGGCCUCCACCCGAAAACAACCAUAAACUGUGCUGGGUACAAGGCCCUGGACUCUAUGGAAGAAUACAUGGAGCUGAUUAAUAACAGCCUACCAGGUAUCAAGGCCAAAGUGGGCAGCCAUCCAUUUAUUAAGAGUGCCACCCAGUUCCCCCUCAUUCUCUGGCACCCGUACGCCCGCCACUACUACUUCUGUGUGAUGACGGAGAAGGAGCAGACAAAGUGGCACGCUGUGCUGCAGGACUGCGUCCGACACAGUAACAACGGACUGCCAGAGGAGUCCACGGUUCAGACACCAGCCUUCACUGACACUGUGAGACUUUACAGACAAGCCAAGGGACACUAUGGAACCUGGGAUAUGAUGUGUGGAGAGCCCCCACAGAUUCUUGCUAACCUUGUGAUGGAGACCCUCCAUCCAGAGCUGAGAAACGUGAUUGGUCCUCGCCUCAAGGGGAAGAUGCAGCAGAGGCAGAGGAACUGGAUGUUGAUCUCUGAUGCAGUGUACAGGCAGGUCUUAACUCAGACCACCGGCCGGUAUGAUGCAAUGGUUGAUACCUGUGAGUCCCAGAGGUUUCAACUGGACGCCAGACUGCGAACCGAUAUGGACCAGAUCAUCACGUCUAAAGAACAUGUCAGCAACAAGAUCCGAGCUCUGGUGUUGCCCAAAGCAGAGAAAACCCUACGGUCAAAUGUCCAGCCCUACAUCAGCUCCAUCUUGGAGGCCCUGAUGGACCCCACCAGCCGAGGUUUCUCCGAGGUCCGGGAUGUUUUCUUCAGGGAGCUGGUGGAGAUCAGCAAGAACUCGAUAAACGGAGGGGACAAAGAGAAACUUGGAGAUCACAUGGAGAGGCUGUCCAUGCUCGCCUUCCACCCGGUGAAGAUGCAAAGCUGCUAUGAAAAUAUGGAGCAGCUCAAUCUGGAGGGGCUGCAGCAGAGAUUCGAUGUCUCCAACCCCUCUGUGUUUGUCAGCAGGGCUCAGAUCAUCAUGAGGGAGCAAAUGGACAACGCAGUGUACACCUUUGAGCAACUGCUGAAUCAGUCUUUGGAGGCUCAGGGGGAUGAUGACAUGUGCAAGACCAUCCAGCGAUGCCAAGAGAGAGUUCUCAAGAAAUACGAUUAUGACAGCAGCACAGUGAGAAAGAAGUUCUUCAGAGAGGCUCUCCUGCAGAUCAUCAUCCCGUACAUGCUGCAGCAGCUGUCACCAUCCUUCUCAUCUGAGCUGCCUCGCUUUAAAGAGCUCAUCUUUGAGGACUUCUCCCGUUUCCUGCUGGUUGAAAACAUGUUCGAGGAGGUGGUGCUGCAGUCUGUCUCUAAGGACAUUAUGAUGGCUGUGAAGGAGGCCGCUGUCCAGAGGAGACACAACCUCUACAGGGACAGCAUCAUUCUGAGCAACAGCGACCCCAACAUGGUCCUCCUCGGAGAAGACUCUCAGGUGGACUGGGCCGCCAAAUUUGGGGUUGAUGAGAUAGAGGGACCUGAAGGUGGUGGUAAGAUUGACGGAGGAGGCUCUGUGAGCAGACGCAGGCAGGUGGUGUCCAUGAUCCAGCUGGAUGGGGUUCCUCUAGCCUACGAGUCCUGCCUGGAGGUCCCAGGGGUGGAUCUUAUCCCAGAAGAGGAUGCUGAUGUGUCUGAGGCCAAAGAGGAUGAUGAGGAUGAGAAGGAGGAGGAGGAGGGGGAAGAGGAGGAGGAAGAGGAGGAUGUCUUCGGCCCACUUGAUGAUCCCAAGUCUCCAGACAGCGUGAACGAGAUCAGAGACCUGAUCAACCCGGUGGUGGAGAUGGUGGUUCCUGUUCCCGAGUCAGAGGAGAACGUGAGCGAAGAGGCCGACGGGACCGAGCCGACCAUCAGCACCAUCACCAUGGAGGACGGGGUGCAGGAGGACGUGACACACGUGACCACCGUAGUGGAGGACGUCCCCAGGAAGUCCCCGCGCGACAAGUCGUCCACGCAGUCACUUCUCCAGCAUCUGAAAGGAAGCACGAAGAAGAAAGCCGAUCCGGAGCAUCAGGAGGAAACGGCCAUCGAGAACGCCAUCGAGGAAAUAGAGACGGCGGCGCAGGAAGACGACAGUGAAGGGAGUGAGUCGUCGCCGAAGCCAGUGUCAGCAACGGACUUGAGCUCACACGGCGACAGCGGCUUCCAGUCACCAACCAAUGAGGGUCUGGAUGAAGGUGAGCCUCAGCCACUCACUAACGGUCUGAACAGAGAGGACAAAAUCAUCGACCCAGUAGAAGUGGAGGUGAUGGUAGCGUAGGAAGACGAUCCUCUGAACAGAACUCUGAAACAGCAGGAGGAUAUGUAAAAAACAGCAGAGGGUGCGUCCCAUGUAGUGGGAGAGAAGUGGAAUGGAUAAGGACUUUAUUUAAGUGUUGCCUUCUCUUUAUUGUUGUUCAUAUUGCACACUCUAACCACCUUUACUAGACUAUUUUUGUGGUGAUAGGUUUCUCUAUAUGCAAGUUAUUCAAUCUUAAAGAAAGCUUCUCUCUGAUGUUGUAUGUCACUGUAUUCAACUUAUCACUUCACUGCUUUGUCACAAGGAUCCGGGGAUUUAAAGUCAUAAUCACAUUUUUUUUAAGUUAUUCAUGUUUUAAUUGUAUUGUAUUAUGUUUACAUAAGCUCCGUCUGUAAACAUAAACAACAAAAAACAAGGCCUUUAUUUUGAAAUGAUUUCUCACAUCAACACAGUUGAAUAAAUGACGGAUUGUGCCUUUAACUUUACUACAGGUGAAUGCAUUCCUCUUCCUGAGCAGCAGGGGGCGCUACAGUCAACCUUUAAAUGUUGCAUGGGGAGAUGCAUCGCUCAUUUUCACAUUUAUUUUUUAGAAAUACUGGUUUCUAUUUUUGUAAUUUUAAAGAUAUGAAGUGUGUUGACCUAAUACUUUUCUGUACAAGUGGCCUUUAUGUUUCAAAACUACAUACUCAACCUGACAGGAAUCUUUUAUACUUUCAUUGUGAUCUGAUCAUUGAGCUCACUUCACUCACUACCAUGCAAAAAAAUAAAAUGAAAUUACACUUUUUUUCCACUCUUUACCUGUGGGUCAAAGGUCAAGAUCUGCAAUCAACCAGAGUUUAACUUGAGGAUGUUGAUGAACUUGUAAUUACGAGCGAGAUUCUAAAUGUUGAUUCUGAAUAUAACUGUAACUUCAUUUUUUCUAACUUAAUACAAAGUGAACAGACUAGUUGAAUUUUACAGAACUCCUACAUCCUUAUGUGUAAAGAUUUAACCAGAAAAAAAACAAAGACAAUAAGAUGAAAUUAUUCUGUGGGAAACAUUUGGUUAUUUUGUCUGUAAAUAAAGAAGACGCAGGUGUUCUGUGAAUCCAGCACUGACUCAUGAUAAAAAGAAGAUAAUGAACUCUGUACUGUAGCAGUGUGUAAAUAAAUAUUAGGCUUAAACCACAGUUACCUGGGAGAUAUUUGGUAAGUGUUUAUAUUAAAGGAGCUUCAUUUGGCAGGAAGUUUCCUGUAGAGACAUCCUUAACGUGCUACAAUGUUCAGGGAAAUCUGAGACGAUCAUUCUUAAAUUGUAUUUCGGUGUUGACAAACUUUGAUGCAUGUUCAGCUUUCCCACCAAAAGGAGACUCUUGAGGUGCCCAUGUUUAAAAUAAAGACUUCACACAAAUAUCUGACCAGGAACAGAAAACAAGGGGAGAGGCCUGAGGAAAAGAGGAAGUGUCCUUUUUCUAAGAGGGAGAAGAAAUAUUAAAAGUCUGUAUACAAAAACACCAUGUGGUUAAUUCAUGUAUGGAAGGGUAGAGUGUAAUAUUUAUAUACAUAAAUACAGUUCAAACAAUAUUUUAACAUCUCCAUUUUUAUUGAAAUUUGUACAAAUCAAGUCACCUUGUCAUUGAACCUCCUCUGUGAGUACAAACUGAUCACUUCCUGUUUAGAAAUCCAGAAAAACGAGCAUCGUGAAAUUAAUUACACAUUAUUUUGUCCCCAGCGUCACUCAUUCUAGCGGAUAGAUUAGUUAGACUCCGUUACUGUACAUCUCUAGUGGACCGACUAAAGCUGCAGUGUCAUUUUAAACGCUGAUGAAACAUUUUCAAUUCCUGCUCAUUUGAGGAGUCACUUCCCUGUUGUGAAAUCGCCUCAUCACUCCCUCAACGGCACAUCUGAGUAGUCCACUUUAGAUUCAAACAUUAGAGCUGUUAAUUAAAGUGGAGGACCACUGACUACCACCAUGCUUCUGCUUCUUUAUUGUCCUCUUCUGGCUCUUUUUCUUCCUGAAUUAUAUCAAAGAAAAACAUGGAUGAAUAAAGCUCGUUCAUCAACUGUGUUCUCGAUUUUUGUUCAAGAUGAUAUGUUGAUAUAUUUUUUUU
This is a messenger RNA of Labrus mixtus (cuckoo wrasse), 4859 nucleotides long. RefSeq names its product niban apoptosis regulator 2a (gene niban2a). The transcript has 14 exons. The coding region runs from base 215 to 2791 and encodes 858 amino acids. Lineage: Eukaryota; Metazoa; Chordata; Actinopteri; Labriformes; Labridae. The record is from RefSeq and is a predicted model, not a curated record.